This is a messenger RNA of Hyposmocoma kahamanoa, 3786 nucleotides long. RefSeq names its product secretory carrier-associated membrane protein 1 (gene Scamp). The transcript is spliced from 9 exons. Gene Ontology annotation, cellular component: trans-Golgi network membrane; recycling endosome membrane. Gene Ontology annotation, biological process: protein transport. Lineage: Eukaryota; Metazoa; Arthropoda; Insecta; Lepidoptera; Cosmopterigidae. The record is from RefSeq and is a predicted model, not a curated record. Bases 16 to 1053 code for a protein of 345 amino acids.
AAUAAUCCAGGAACAAUGUCGAAUUUCGAUGAUGAUAAUCCAUUUAGUGACCCAACCAUAGACAACCCUUUUGCUGAUCCUUCAGUUCAGCAAGUGGCCAAGAGUACAAACAGUGCAACGAGUCGCUUAGAUGACUACAAUCCGUUCGACGGGCAGCAAAAUGUUAAUCAAACGGCCCCACAGCAACCCUCUCAGCCUGCAAUCAUGCAAGCAGUGUCACCACCAGCUGCUGGACAACUACCUUCACAACCCCAACAAUCACAGGCUCCUCCACAGAACUUCACCACUGCAGAUUUUCAGGAGCUAAAGAGGCGACAAGAGGAGUUAGAACGUAAAGCGGAGGAACUAGCGCGACGCGAAGCCGAGCUCCGCGCGGGCUCCGCCGGUCGUCGCAACAACUGGCCACCGCUACCCGCCAUCUGCCCCAUCCAGCCCUGCUUCUACCAGGACAUUAACGUCGACAUCCCUUUGGAAUUCCAGAGGAUCGUUCGCUACCUUUAUCAUUUGUGGAUGUUCCACGCUCUCCUCUUGGCGGUUAACAUGAUUGGUGGAUUGACCCUCUUGAUCGUAGACAAUCAUUACAGUACGUUUGGUCUGUCCAUUCUCUACUUCCUCCUGUUAACUCCGUUCAGUUUCGUCUGUUGGUACCGACCGAUCUAUAAGGCGUUCCGGAGUGACUCCAGUUUCAACUUUAUGGUGUUCUUCUUUAUAUUCCUUUUCCAAAUCAUUAUCACAAUCGUUCAGGCGAUAGGUAUCCCCGGUGGAGGAUUCUGCGGACUGAUAACGAGCAUCAAGACGUUUAACGUGAACAUUGCUGCGGGCAUAAUCACGUUAUUUAUCGCAAUCGGCUUCAUCGUUGCCGCCGUCGCUGAAGUACUACUUAUUACUAAGGUGCAUCGCAUCUACCGAUCUACAGGCGCGUCCAUGGCCAAGGCGCAGGCGGAGUUCACGACGGAGAUUCUGCGCAACCAGCACGUGCAGACGGCUGCCUCUUCCGCCGCCGCUGCCGCUGUCAACGCGCAGAUUGCCAACGCUACCACCAACCGGUACUAGGCGAGUAAUUUAGUCCAGAGUAAAAAGCAAGCAAAUGAGUACGCAUCAGGAAGUACACAAUUCGUCAAUCGAGAUACUUGUAAGCUUUUUCUGAUUAUAAAAUCUAUUCAGAUUUCGUAUAUUUUCCCUAACAUCCUACUUGUGGUUGGCAGUUUUCCUUAAGUGUAUUCUACCUCAAGAGCAUGUUUAAUUUUUUUUUUAAAUCUUGAGGUAUUUCUUUGUACGUAAGUUUUUAAGUUUGAUCACUGGUUCUCUAUAUUACAAACUUAACAUCUUUAAGCUGGUUUCAGAUAUACAGGUUGUAACAAAAAGAUGGUUGCAUAAAUCAGCUGGUGAUUGUACUCGUUAUAACUAAGCAGCCUUAGCGGAAAACUGAUUUAAAUUCGCAAAUCAUAAUUUUGGUUACCUAUACAAAAUGUCUAUGUUGUAAAUAUUUAUAGGAUUUGUCUUUUCUUUUUUUUGCUGAAGUUAGUUACGUGACUAAGAUGACCAACUAAAAUACGAACGCACCUUUUUGUUACUAUACGAAGCAUAAUGUAAGCUGUUUCCCCCCCAAAAAAAAAGGUUUUUAAGUUGCGAAUCAUAGUAUUACUAUACCUCAUCUGUGUAGGUAACAUAAAGACAAGAGAAGCGGAAUGCCAUAGUCACGAAUUACGCACUAAGGUGUACGACAUUGUACACCUUACCGCUUAGAAGGUCUUUUAUAAGGUCAAAAACGGUUGCGAAAUGACUUGUAGUCUAACGAUACCCGCAACAUUAUGUUUUUUCAAACAAAAGUAAUUGAUAUUCGUUACGGACAAUAAUUAUGAAACCAGUCUACUUUCAUACAAUUCAUUCGUGAAUGAACUUUCAUCUACUGGGCCUACAUUUAAUAUAAACUAUAGACUUUUGCGUUAAGUAUGCAGUAGGUAACUUCAAAUCAUUGUAAUUAAAGCCUUGAAGAUUGGUUACAGUUCACGUUUUAAUAAAAUCAUAUGAUUGGUCCGUUUGAAUUUCCUACAGCAUUCUAGACGCGAAUGAACUACUCGUAUAAAAGUUCUAUGCUCAGAAAAAUUUCGUUCAAUUAUUAUUUUUACAUUUCAAUUAUAAAUGUCUGCAAUUACUUAAAUGACAUACAUACUUACUUAAAAUGUAUCAUGGACGGUACGUUAAGUUGACGAGGUUGAAUUAAAACUAGUGGUCUUACAUUAUCCUAUUACAUUAAUCGUAAAGUGAAACCUGGCUGUUAGACUUAUAUGACGCUUGAUAACACCAUGGUAGCAUAAUAAUAUCAUAAUUCACGGCAAGGAUCAGACGAAACGGAGGAUUGAACGUAGAAUAUUCAAAAUCUAUAUCUUUAUUUUGGGAAAAAACCUCCAUCUUAUACUUAUGAAGAGAGUACAAAAAAAUCGAAGAAGUUCGUUAGGAAUAUGUUACCUAAAGAGAAAUGUUAUUUCUAUUAUUAUUUCAGUUUCUACACUAUUUCUAUGAAUGGAGAAAAUGUGACAAAUUCUCUUAGCAGUUGCAUAAUUUAAAAGAACUAUAUUUCAACUUAUAACACGAACGUCAAAGUAAAAGUCCAUCGUAGCGCCAACAUUUUAAGACCCAGAACAUUUUAACAGCCAGAUUUCAUGUUGUGAUUGAAUAUUGACGUAAAAAUUAGUUACGGCCAAAUGUCAUGAGGCUGUGUAAUAUAUUGUUCGUAAUUUUAAUAACUAUUAUUAUAAUUAUUAAUUUUUGCAGAGAAUAAGUUAUUAACGUCACAAGGUGGUAACUUACUUAAUAUCAUUGUCUUAGUUUACCUUUUCUUUCUUGGAUAAACAAAAAAUCACAUCUUUUGUGGCUUUUUUUCGGAUAAUCAAUUAAAAUCAAUCUAACGAGUCUGUAACUAAAUUAAAAAUUGUAAUUUUAUUCGAGCACAUUGAUUGAUUAUAAUAUUCUGCGACAGUAUCUUCAUCAUCAUCAUCAUCAAGCUGACCCAAUGCGGUUAAGGACUUUACAUGUUUUACGAGAGUUGUGUUGUGAACCUUUUUGGACGUGCCGGUUUCAACACGAUGUUUUCCUUCAUCGAACUGUCGACACUGCUUAAUGUUAAUUCAUAAUGGUUGGUCAGACCGUUGUUGAGAUAAAUUAUUAAGAAUAUAAUUAAAGACAAUAAAUCAUUUUGCAGCAUUUCAAAUAUCUAAUUUCUAUAACACAACAGGAGCAUUGAGGGUCAAAAAGUAAUUUGUCAGUCAAUUUAACUCGUCAAACGACGUCCUUUUUGAUUGGUGUCUUUAACCAGGUUGAGAUUUAAAUAAUUAGAUCGUAAUUUAUUAACUGAUAUCCGCUUAUGCAUGUUUAGUACAUGAAGCUUUAAUAGGUCCUUUUUGAAGCAACUCUUUCAAAAAGGACCUAUUUCAAAAUAACAGCUAUUUCUUACUAAGUGCGUGAGACUUGUUUUUUUUUCGCGACAUCAGAGGAGUCUCCAUAGCAAACGUUUGGUUAAUAUACUGAACAUGUCCUUCAAAGGAUACCUACAAUUUAAGCCCUUAUAAGGGUAGUAUACACACCAAUACUACAACUUUAUUAUGGGGAUCACUCUUGAAUCGUUAAAAAAAAAGCAUUUGUUCCGUGCAUUUGGGUCGAGUAGGUGUAAACAUUUAGUUACAAAAUGUCAUAAUAUAAGGACUUUAUUUUAGAUCUCUAUAUUCUCUUUUAAUCAACAAUACUUGAUGUUUAUCAUUAAAAAGAUAGGUACAAGUCUUUUGCUAC